AUGACCUCGUAUGGCGGUUCUACCGAUCGGGGUAUGUCUCGUCGUCACUGGCAGCUCUCCGUCCUCAUGAUUAACUUUAGGUUGUUGCUCCAGGUUACCACUCGAUCCGCGACAAUAUACCCCAGGAGCUGCCGACCAAGCCGCCGUAUACUGCGCAUCUCGGCAACCUGUCGAUAUGACGCAACCGUCGAAACCGUCACCGAGUUCUUCGAAGAUUGCAACAUUGUGAACGUGCGGAUCAUCGAAGACCGUGAGCAGAACAGGCCCAAGGGCUUUGCCUACGCCGAGUUUGGCGACCUCGAGGGUCUCAAGACCGCCCUUACCCGUGAUGGCCAAAACUUCCAGGGACGCACCAUCCGCGUCAAGGUCGCUGAUCCACCGAGAGGUGGUGGCUUCGGUUCAUCGGAAGGAAUGCGUGAUCUCGACUGGGGUGCGAAGAGAGGCCCCCUAGCCGACCUCCCUGGCCGCGGCGGCGAUCGUCGUGGAGGUGACUUCGGAGAACGCCGUCGGGAAUAUCAGCCAAACGACGAUGGAAAAGUCCGGGACUUCAAUUCCUGGGAGAGGCGCGGCCCCCUAUCGCCCCGGGCCCCGCCCGAGCGCCCCGAGUCUCGCGAGGGGUCUCGCUCGCGUAAUAUGGAAAGCCGGUCCGAGUCGUUCCGUGGUGGGAAUCCGGAGAGCGUCGCCCGCAGCUUGGGGCCCGGCUGCCGAAAAGGAUUUCAACUGGGCGGAACAACAUGCGGGCCCGACUCGUCCGUUAAGUCGCCCGGCGAAUCUCGUGAGGGCAGUGAGGCACCUCCUUCGCCGGCGCCGUCGGCCGCCCUCCCUGCGGGACGGCCCAGGCUAAACCUAACCAAGCGGACCGUUUCGGAGGCGACCGAUGCGGCGGCUACUUCUACCCCUGGCGACGCAAAAGCCAGUCCGUUCGGCGCGGCUCGCCCGAUUGACACCGCCACACGUGAGCGGGAAAUUGAGGAGAAGCGCCUGAAGCUGGCAAAAGAGGCCGAGGAAAAGGCCAAAGAGGAAAAGCUAGCCAAGGAAGCUGCUGCCAAGGAAGCCGCAGAGAAGGCCGCUGAGGAGAAGGCUGCGGCCGAAGAAGCAGCGGCUAAGGCUAAGGAAGAGAAGGAGGCGUCUGCGGCGGAGGCGAAGGCCGCCCCCGAAGAGGGCGCUACAAAUGAGGCCACGACCGAGCAGAAACUCCCUGUUCGGACCCGUGAGGCACGGGAACCACCCAAGUCGCGGGCUGUCGAGAGCGGUAACUGGAGAACAACAUCAGGCGAGCAGCGUGCUCCGUCUCGUGGCGGCGGCAAUGUCCCCAGCGGUCCCCGCCGUGGAGGCCCCGCUCGUGGCCCUCGGGAUAACGGUCGCCCUCCCCGUGCCAAUGGUAGUGGCCCCACCCCGCAGCAGCCACUAUCCCCCACCAGCGAGCAAGCCCCGCCGACCCCGACGGUUGAUGAAGACGGCUGGACCACGGUCGCGGCCCCGAUCAAAGGUCGGCGUGGGGGGAGCGGCCGCCCGUUGGCUUCCUGA
Molecule: messenger RNA, 1527 nt
Organism: Chaetomium globosum CBS 148.51
Lineage: Eukaryota; Fungi; Ascomycota; Sordariomycetes; Sordariales; Chaetomiaceae
Exons: 3
Coding region: 1-1527 (508 amino acids)
Molecular function (GO): RNA binding
Source: RefSeq, a predicted model, not a curated record